AUGACAUAUGCAUCAUCUGCACCAAGUGGAUGCAUAGAAUCCUGUACGUCUUAUCUUAAACAACAUCAAACUCAAAUUUCUGGUGAUUUGUUACAAACUGCAUCACACUCAGGUCUUGACUACUCAAGACCUGGUACAUGGUCUGAACAUAAUGAGUAUAAUGUCGACAAUGGACAUGGAAAAGUACAUGAAGAACGUGGUCAAUAUAUUACAGGUCCAAAAACAGUAAGAUAUUAUAAAAAAAAUUACUCCUCUUCUUAUAGUACAAGAUAUCCUAAUAGUGAAAUAUUUCCGGAUUUUGAACAUGAGAGUAAUAAACAUGGUGUACAUUUACCUACUAUUCAAGAAGUUUCCAAUUCUCAAAAUACUUACAAUCAAAUGGGUAAUUCAGAGUCGGUUGGACAAUAUAAAUAUAACAAAAUACAAAAUCAACAACAUACUCAAUCGUCAUAUACCAAAAGUAAUGUUCAAAAUGAAAGGCUUGAAGAUCUUGGACAAUACAAUGGAAAUUCACAAGUGAUCCAGCAAGGUGCAUCUAAUCUGAAUACACAAAUUUCAAGAAAACCUUAUGAUACGAAUACACAAUCUGGAAAUUGGAGUUCAGUCAAUUCAUAUAAAACUGAUGGAGGACGUGGUCGUGUAUUUGAAGAAGAUGGUCAAUAUGUAUCAGGAGCUCAAAAAGUUCGUUAUUAUAAAAGGAAUUAUAGUUCUAGUUAUAGUUCAUCUGAUGGGAUUCCUAUUCCCGAAGUAACAAAAAUUGGAAUUCAAGAUAUUCAACAAGAAAUGGAGAAACUUCAUAAAGAAAUUGGAAAAGGAUUCAAACAAAUGUCUACAGCAGAUGUCAUAGGAUCCAGUAAUAUUGGACAAACAUAUGUUAAUACUCAUGAUUUGUCUACUGAUAAUAUACAUAAUAUAAACAGUGAUAACUCUAGAGGACAAAAUAGCUACAGGAGUAGUUUAUCUACUGCACAUACUGAAGAACAGCAUUCCUCACAUAUUACAAACGACCAUUUACCUUAUAGAAAUCCUUACCAAAAUACAUAUGAUGGAAAUAGCUAUAGUACACAUGAAAAACAUGAAGAAUAUGUCAAACAACUUCAACCAAUUAACCAACUUAUUAAUCCUACAUCAGGAUAUACCAGUGUACUUAAUACUGGAAAUAGUGGUUAUAAUAGAAAUACAUUUAGUGGAUCAACUUUACAACAACAAACAGAUAAUUUUCAACAAGCAGAAAUGUUAGAUACAGAACAGUCUAGAAUUUCACAGACGCAAACAUUUCUUGACAAUCUAAGGAAGGACACACAAAGCCAAAGUAGUGCAAUUCAUUCAAGCAUGCCAGGUGUAUCUCACUACAAGGAACAUUGGAGUGCUAGUCAUACAAAAGAAACAUCUAUCCCACAGCAUUCCAUAGAUAUUACACAUAUGAACCAACAGAGUGAUCAAUAUACCAAUAAUCAAUAUGACAACAGACGCAAUUUAUAUCAAGGGAUGCAACAACGAGACAAUUACUUACAUCAAUCCAAAGAAAGUGGUUUCACUAGUGGCAAAAAAACGUUAUUACAAAAAUUAGUAACUGGAGCAGACACUGUGGAUUGUGAUUAUAAUUCACAAUAUACACAUAGCAACACUCAGCAUCAAACAAAAUAUAAGCGUUCUGCUAAAUAUGACAAACAAGAUGAAGUGCAAACACACAGUAACUUUAAUGAUGAUUUUACUCGGCAAACAAGAGAAUUCGAUGAUCUCAUUCAACAAACUUCUGGAAAACCUGAAUUUAAUCAGAAAUCACAAUUAUACCAAUCUUGGACACCAUGGACUGCCAAUCAACAAUCAGAAGAUAUUACUCAGCAAACAACAGAAUAUGAUGAUCUUACUCAACAAACUUCUGGAAAACUUGAAUUUGGUCAGCAAUCACAACAAUUCUAUCAGUCUUCAAAACCACAUAAUACCAAUCAACAAACUUCUGGAAACCUUGAACUUGAACUUGAACAAGAAUCACAGUCGAAUCAGUCUUCAACAACACAUACUGCUAAUCAAUUAACAGAUUUUAUUCAGCAAACAGAUGAAUUUGAUGAUCUUACUCAACAAACAUCUAGAAAACUCAAACUUGGAGAGGAAUCACAACAAUUCUCUCAGCCUUGGAGAUUAAAUAUUGCCAAUCAAGAAUUAGAUGGUCGUACCCAAAAAACAAAAGAAUAUGAUGGUCUUACUGAACAAACUUCUGGAAAAAUUGAAUUUGGUGAGCAAUCACAAGACUGGAUACCACAUAGUACCAAUCAACAAUUAGAUCUUACUCAACAAACUGGAAAAUUUGAUGAUCUUACUCAACAAACAGGAGAAUUUGAUGAUCUUACUCAACAGACAUCUAGAAACCAUGAACUCGAACAGGAAUCACAACAAUUCUAUCAACCUCAAAAACCACAUACCAGCAAUCAAGAAUUGGAUGAUGUUACUGAAAAAACAAGAGAAUAUGAUAGCCUUACUGAACAAACUUCUGGAAAACUUGAAUUUGAUCAGCAAUCAUAUCAGGGUUGGAUACCACAUACUGCCAAUCAACAAUUUGGUCUUACUCAAGAAACAGGAAAAUUCGAUGAUCUUACUCAACAAACAGGAGAAUUUGAUGAUCUUACUCAACAGACAUCCAGAAACCAUGAACUCAUACAGGAAUCACAAUUCUAUCAACCUCAAAAACCACAUACCAGCAAUCAAGAAUUAGAUAAUCUUACUGAGAAAAUAAAGAAAUAUGAUGAUCUCACUCAACAAACAUCUGGAAAAGUUGAAUUCGGUCAACAAUCACAACAAUCCUAUGAAGCUUGGGAUUUACAGAGUACUAUUCAACAAUUGGAAGAUCUUAUUCAAAAAACUAAAAAAUCUGAUGACCUUGCGCAACAAAGUUUUAGUCAAGAAACACAACAUUCUCAUCAACCUUGGAAUUUACAUAAUACUAUUCAACAAUUAGAAGAUCUUAUUCAAAAAACUAAGAAGUUUGAUGAUUUUACUCAACAAACUUCUAAAAAACUUGAAUUUGAUCAGCAAUCACAACAAUUCUAUCAGUCUUCAAAACCACAUAAUACCAAUCAACAAUUAGAUCUUACUCAACAAACAGGAGAAUUUAAUGAUUUUAAUCAACAAACUUUCGGAAAACUUGAAUUUGGACAAGAAUCACAACAGUCGAAUCAGUCUUGGAUAUCACAUACUGCCAAUCAAGAAAUAGAAGAUUUUACUCAAAAAACGGGAGAAUUAAAUGAUUUUACUCAACAAACUUCUGGAAACAUUGAACUUGGAGAGGAUUCACAACAAUUCCAUCAGUCUCAAAAGCUACAUACUCUCAAUCAACAAUUAGAUCUUACACAAAAAACACAGACAAAUGGUGAUCUAACUCAUCAAACUUCUGAAAAAGUUGAAUUUGGCCAACAAUCACAACAACCCUAUCAAGCUUGGUACUUACAGAAUACCAUUCAACAAUUGGAAGAUCUUAUUAAAAAAACUGAAGAAUCUGACAAUCUUGCACAAAGUUUUAGUCAAGAAACACAGCAAUCUCAUCAAUCUUGGAAUCUACAUAAUACUAUUCAACAAUUAGAAGAUCUUAUUCAAAAAACUAGAAAGUUUGAUGAUUUUACUCAACAAACUUCGAAAAAUCUUGAAUUUGGUCAAGAAUCGCAACAUUUCUAUCAAUCUGAGAAACCAUAUAAUGUCAAUCAACAAUUAGGAAGUUUUACACAAAAAGAAUCUGAUAAUAUUAAUCAACAAUCAUCUGGAAAACUUAUGUUUGGUCAAGAAUCAGAGCAAUCCUUUUCAACUUGGAGGCCAAGUUUGUCUCAACAAAGUGAAAUAUUUGUGCAACCAGAAGAUAAUUUGCCAAAACCUGCAGAAAAACCUAAACCAAGAUCAAGAUAUUCAAGACUUGGAUCAACAGUUAAUUCGCAGCUAUCAAAUCAAAAUCAGAAAAAUAUAAAUCUUACUGCUGGAAAUAUAGAUGUUUAUGAAUUACCACCAGAAGUGACUAUAGAACAUGAUGUAGAUAAUGAUAAGAAUCAAAAUAUCAGAGGAGAUCAGGGGCAAGGUAAAGAUGUUUCUAACAAUUUAAAACCACAAACUGGAAGUAGUAUAUAUGAUAAUGUGGAUCCAGUAAAUUGGUUACACAAAUCAAAUGAUGCAACUGUAGGCUUGCAAUGGCAUUAUACAUAUCAUCCAAGUGAUCAAAGACAAUUUGUACAACAGAUAGAUCAGAAGAAUAAGGAAAGUCUGCACCAGCAAUCAACUCAAGCACAAUUUUCCAAUUUACAACAGAAUUUCAACCAAGAAACACAAAAUAAAUAUAUACUAGAGAAUUCACAACAAGAAUCUCAAAAUUAUGCAUCAGAACAAGGAAUUAAAUCUAUAAGAAAACCAUUUCGCUAUAUUCAAAAAGAAAAUAAAUUAGUAUCUGAUCAGCAAAUAACUGAAAAUGGAAAUUUGCAAAAGCAUAUAGAAACUGCUUCAUCUGAAUUUAAACCACAACCAAGAAUUUUGGAAGUUUAUGGAGGUGGACAAUAUGAUCCUACACAUAGCGAAGAUAUAUACUCAGGAGUAACAGUAAACCCUAGUGCUACAUUACCACCAGAAAGUAAUACGGAUCCAUGGGAUAUUCGAGAAAUACCAAUAACUACAACAGAAUCAACACUUCCAGCAUUACCUGUAGAACCUUUAGAUAUAAAUGAUACUACUGAAAAACCACAUCAAUCAUCUGUUUGGUCAAGAAUUGGUCACAAAAUAACAACUACUUUUGAUAAAGCUAAAGAAAAGGCUAGAAGUAUUUUUGGAUAA
This is a messenger RNA of Heterotrigona itama, 4803 nucleotides long. Lineage: Eukaryota; Metazoa; Arthropoda; Insecta; Hymenoptera; Apidae. The record is from the annotation of a GenBank genome assembly.